UUUAAAUAUUCAACCAGCUGCUGCCAUCCACAAGAGUAUCCCUGUCAAUUUUUAUAUUUUUCCAACAUGAGUCACAGAAAAUUAAUUCCCAAGCUCUCUAUUCAAUCUCCUGUUCAUCACACCAACUUAAAGGCCCAGUCCACAGAGGCACCUUUUAAGAAAGAAGACUUACAUUUGAUUUCAAAAGACUCCUUGGAAUCUGACGCAGAAAGCCUCACUCGGGAGAUGAAGCCCCAGUCUGAACUUGAAGACCAGAUCCAGGACGACCAUAUGGAGCCUGACAGCUUAGAGGAGGAGAGCUUGAGUGAGACAGAAGAGGAAGCAAGCAGAAGAGCAGCUCAGGUGGCCGGCAAGGAAAACCUCCACGCCCAGGACACGGGUGCAAGUGACAGCCAAGAACCCACAGAAGACAAAUAUUCAGACCUCCGAUAUGACCUGAACUGGAAGAGUAAGAAAGAGGAGGGGCAGCUGUUGUCCGUGGACGCACUGCCGGAGUCUCUGGACAGCUCUACGGAAAAUCUGACCUUGGAUCUACUUUACCCUUCCAAGGAGGCGUGCAUGGAACUCCUGGGGGAAAACGGCGAACAGAAGAAGAGCCCACAGAGUGCAGCCUCCUUACUUGGGAGUGAAUUUUUAAGCCCAAACUAUGAGCAUGGCACCCAUCACAGUGAGUGGUUUUCCGAGCCGAGCUGCAGUGACCCGGAGGAGAAGUCCAGCAACCUCUCUCAGUACUUGAAGAGUUCAAGUUCACAUAAUGAGGUGUUCCUGCCAUCCCGCGGCCCUCGGCGAAGGAAAUCCAAACGAUAUUUUGUGGAAAAAAACAAGCUAACUUUGGGAUUACCUACUCCAAAAACGGACUCGUAUCUUCAACUUCACAAUAAAAAAAGAGGGGAGACUCACCCAGAACAGAUAUCCUACCCCGUCCAAGUAACUGAUGAGGAGGUGUCUACUCAGAACGCCAGAGAGAUCGGGAAUGCCGCCGUCGACCCUGAAGACAAAUGGCAUCAAAAGGCCCAACAGCUAAAGGAUUACGAGGAACACUGGUCUCAAUACGAAAGUGCAAAAUCAAGCGGUGGUCCAAGAAGUCAAUCUUCUGAACCAACCAACGGCCAGCAACCUUCCAGAAGACCAGCCAAGCACAAGCCUCGAAAAAAGCAGAAACACCAGCGUGGCCCGAAGUCUUUGGUGACUGAAGAGCUGGUUGUCAGUGAGGGAAACCAGAAUAACACUUCCAGGCAGCAGCAAAACCAAAGUAAGCCUGCUGAUGCUUCCAUGAAACAUGAAACAGUUGUGGUGGUGAACGGCCCGAACAAUGACUUACAACACUCAAGUGUUCUGAGAAGCCAGGGUCCCAAAGUAACCUCUGACAGAUUGGCUCCACCGCAGCAGGCUUUGGACAGGGUACUCCAUAAAAAUUCUACUGGGUAUCACUCGAUGACGAAUGUUCAUAGAGAAGGAGGCCACCAAGACCAAGAAGAGAAAAGAUUUUUGUACCAGCAGCCACACAUCAGCAGUCUUUCCAAUAUGGAUUACCUUCAUAAACUUACUAGGAAACAGGCAUCCCUUAGCCAGAAAGGCUCUCAGUCUGUUUCUAACAUAGAUGUUAAUGGAUCAACUGAAAAUAAGAAGCAACCCAAACAGAUUUAUAUGGAAACAAAAUAUAAGAACUUAGAAAUAUUAUGGAAAUUUCAUUCUUCCUCUGACAGCCAACCUGCUAGAGCCUCCCCAGACUCACAGCUUGCCCAGAUAAUGGAACAGCAUCAGCAAGCCUUAACGCAGCUGACUGAGGUGCAGCCCCAUGAAGGAGCCCUAUCCGGCGUCACACUUCCACCCAUACUGUCAAGGAUGGAAAGUGAAUCUCAGCUCAGCUCAGGGAGAAGCCAAAGAAACCAAAUGAACAUUAGCCGUAGCAACUCUGAAGGCUAUCUGUUUCAACUGGAAAAAGGGAAGAAGCCUCGGAAAAGCAGCAGCAUUAAGAGUUCCAAGCUGAAAGGUUAUCAGAACAGAGACAUGAAGCUUGGCGGCCUGGGACCUGACCUCGUGUCCGUCAGAGACAAAAUGCAGAAAUUAAUACAGCAGAAGGAAUAUGCAAAACAGGUUAAGGAGUACAACAUGAAGACGCUGUCCACCCUCUCCAAGCCACAAAGUGCAAAGCCUGAAAAUAAAUCCGCCAUCCCUCGGCAGAAGGCUUUGGAAUAUGCCAAGACCAUCCCCAAACCCAAACUCUCAAAUCUGAGUGAUCAAGCAUCAAAGGAAAAGAAAAAUCCAACCCAUGCUGGAAAAGGCGGCACUUUACCUGAAAUCUCACUGCUGGAAAUACUGCGGAACAGACACGAAAGGGAAAAACAGGCUGUGGCCGCUUUCAAAGUCCUUCACAUCGUAUAGACAACAUGUGUGCUGGGGACCAGAGAUGCCAGGGAACCCACCCAGAGAAGAGAAACUCCAGCCCCAACUGUUGUGCGUUGAGAGUGAUGACUUAGUGUCAUCAGCUAACUCCAGUCCAUGUUUGCUUUGUACAGGAUUUAAAAUAUGGGGCCCUAUUAUAUUACAGUGCCUUAUUUUACUUUCCAGGAAGAAA
Camelus dromedarius (Arabian camel) is the source of this 2578-nucleotide messenger RNA. It is a transcript of the gene JHY, whose product is annotated as junctional cadherin complex regulator. Gene Ontology annotation, biological process: axoneme assembly; brain development. The record is from RefSeq and is a predicted model, not a curated record. The coding region runs from base 67 to 2385 and encodes 772 amino acids. The transcript is spliced from 8 exons. Lineage: Eukaryota; Metazoa; Chordata; Mammalia; Artiodactyla; Camelidae.